UUGUCGGUGUACGAGUCCGGGUUUAAUCCAACUCUAAUGUGGUCGUGGAGUGUAAAUUCUGUUUGGCGUUGUUUUCCAAUAUCGGCUGAAAGCUGAUGUGUAAGGUCUGCAUGAGCUUCACCCCUGUCAGCUGAAAACGGCGAAGCUGCUCCAGGCAGGAAGGGAGAUGUCCGCUCCGUGGCAGCAGCCUCUGGCUCCUUUCUCCACAGAAGUCCACAUCGACUCCAGCUCACGGAGGAGGAAGGCCCGGCUAAGCUCGCAGAACUGGAUGAAGCAGGAAGACGACGCCGAGGUCAUCCAGUGGCAGACCAUGACCUCGGGAGUGGGCAGUGACUCGGAGCAGGACAACACGCCGAGCAGCGCCGUCUCCACUGUGACUCCAAUGGAGGGCUUGCCCCCAAGUGUGAUGCUGACCAUCACCAAGCUGCAGUGUCUGCUGGAGAGCAAACAGGAGAAGAUAGAGUCUCUAGAGCGGCAGGUGGAAGACCUGCAGCAGGACCGCAAGUUCCUCCGUCAGCAGAUCGAGAACCUGACCAGCUCGCGCUCCACCUCUGCUACUGAAGCAGGCAAGUCCAUAUACUCUGAGCCCAAAGCCCAUAAGAGGCAGAGGACGGCGUCCUCCAGCUCCAGCCUCGGCAACGAGAGCGGAUCAGAUGGGUCGUUCUCUUCUGCGUCGUCAGCAGCCUCUGAGAAGAGGAGACGCCACAAAGAGAAGAAGAGAGGGAAAAAAGGCAAAGACUACGGCAGGAAGAGAGCAACGGGAGUUCAGUACGUCAUCCACCGCUACAAGCAGGUCCUCUCGGCCUUCAACAAAAAGAAGAGCAUGAGUGGCGCUUUCCGCCAUCACGGCAUUGACCGGAACACCAUCGCCAACACGGCCCCCAUAGCUGAGCUCCACCUGGCCGCUAAAGAGGCCGUCCCGCUGGUGGGUCCGUUCCGUCCGCGAGAGGAGACACUAGUGAACUAUGCUCAGCGCUGUGCUCUGGCCAUCGAGACGGACGAGGAGCUGUCCAGGAAGAUCGAGCAGAUGAAAGCCAAUGGAGAGCUGCUGCCCAUCUCAGCUAAAAGAGCCAGGGUGCACACAAUGCUUGGCCAGUAGAGGGCACUGUAAGACUGUGAAUCAGUAUUUCUCAGCCCUAGUGCUGGUGUGCCCCCCGUUCAUGCUCUUCCACAUCUUUAACCAGUCUGUUAAUUACGAGGUUUCUGCAGGUCCUUUUUAAAAAGUUUGAAUUGAAUUGAUUGAAUUUGAAAA
Pygocentrus nattereri (red-bellied piranha) is the source of this 1252-nucleotide messenger RNA. Its product is annotated as coiled-coil domain-containing protein 106-like. Bases 167 to 1099 code for a protein of 310 amino acids. Gene Ontology annotation, cellular component: nucleoplasm. The transcript has 5 exons. Lineage: Eukaryota; Metazoa; Chordata; Actinopteri; Characiformes; Serrasalmidae. The record is from RefSeq and is a predicted model, not a curated record.